Equus caballus (horse) is the source of this 5220-nucleotide messenger RNA. It is a transcript of the gene CLNK, whose product is annotated as cytokine dependent hematopoietic cell linker. Lineage: Eukaryota; Metazoa; Chordata; Mammalia; Perissodactyla; Equidae. The record is from RefSeq and is a predicted model, not a curated record. Gene Ontology annotation, biological process: cell surface receptor protein tyrosine kinase signaling pathway; intracellular signal transduction.
UGCAUGCAUUUCAACUCACGAAGAGGAAGUCCCGCCAGCACAAGGUCAUACCACCUUAGGUCUGUGGCUGCAUUUCACAGGAAACCAAACCUAAAACAGACCUAGGAGGAGCUUUCUGCUAAAAGACACUGCUCAGCAUUGAGAAUAAUUCAACCCGCUGCCUUACGGAUUACCAGCUCCUGGCGCUGCCCGCGAUGCCGCCACAGCCCCCCAUGCAGGAGACCGACAUCUCAGCACAGGGCCUUUUGCGGUCCCCACGCUGUUCAGGCUGAGUUGAAGAUCCCUCUUAUUUGCCGGGAGCCAAGAACUAUGAACAGGCAGGGCAAUCGAAGGACAACAAAUGAAAGAUCCAGUGAUCUGAAGUUCCAGAACGUCCCUCUGCCAAAAAAUAGGUCACGGCCUCGAGUCAACAGUCCCACAGGCCAGUACCGGACUAUUCACAAGCCUCUUCUCCAUUGCGAAAAGAACUUUGCUGCAGUCCUGGAUGGAACAAAAGGCCAUGAUGAUGAUGACUAUGAAGACCCUGAAUGUCAUGUGGUAGAGGCGUGGCAAUCGAUGAAAAUUUUACCAGCAAGGCCUAUAAAGGAAUCUGAAUAUGCAGACACACGCUAUUUCAAGGGGGUGAUGGACACUGCCCUUUCCUCAGAUGCCAAGACCUCUAUCCCCACAGAGGAGCAAACCUGGAACAUGCGGAUGAGGCCGGAAGAAGUGGACAGACCCAUUUCCAAGGACAUCAGAAGCCAACACGUUAAAGGAAACAAACCCACAAAGGGAAACAAGACUCCGUUACCACCUCCUCGGCCGCCCAUCACCCUUCCCAAGAAGUACCAGCCCCUGCCCCCCGAGCCGGAGAGCAGCAGGUCAGCCUUCCCUCAGAGGCACACCUUCCCUGAAGCCAAGAGACAGCCCAGACAGAUAAGCUUAAAGAACUUAAGCGAGGUCCUUGGAACAGAGAAAGUUCCUCAUCACCAGGUGAAGUCCGAAUCAUUUCACCUGUCACAAAAUCAAAGUACUCAAGAGAUUCCUCUUGCCAUUGCCAGCUCUUCAUUCAUGGUGAACAACUACAGUAUGCAAAACAGAGAUCAUAAAGAAAGCAUGCAGUCCCAUUCUCCUCAGAGAUGUCAGUCUCCAGGCAGCUCCAGCUCUCAGGAAAAUUUGCUAUACUAUAAAAACACAAGCUGGAGAAAAACAUUCCCCGCAAGGUCUGAUGAAAAGGAUGUCCAGCACAACGAAUGGUACAUUGGAGAGUACAGUCGCCAGGCAGUAGAAGAGGUAUUAAUGAAGGAGAACCAGGAUGGUACUUUCUUGGUCCGAGACUGUUCCACGAAAUCCAGGGCAGAGCCCUACGUCUUGGCGGUGUUUUAUGGGAACAAAGUCUACAAUGUGAAAAUCCGCUUCCUGGAGAGGAAUCGGCAGUUUGCGCUGGGGACAGGACUCAGAGGAGAGGAGAAGUUUGAUUCGGUGGAAGACAUCAUUGAACACUACAAGCAUUUUCCUAUUAUAUUAAUUGAUGGGAAAGAUAAAACUGGGGUCCACAGGGAACAGUGCUACCUGACUCGGCCACUCCCUCUCAACAGACUCUUCUCACCUUGGUAGCCUGGCCUGUGUUUAUCUUCAGUUCAGUGCAUCCAACGCCUCUAUCGUUUUUCAUUUAUUUCAAAAGAUUAUUUUCUGUGGCUUUAAGGGAUUUCUUCUUUGGCUUCACAGAAAAGAAAAACAUUCUAUAAUGGAAAUUAGAAAAUCAAUCACGAGUUUAAAAGCUCAAACCACAGAAGAGAUAUUUAUAAGAUGCAAAAAUUAAAACUAACUUUUAAAAAGUAUCUUCUAAAGAAAAAACUAUAAACAUGGUCAUUACGUUCAUGUUACUGACCAGCAACAGAGGUUACAAGAAGCUAUUGCUUAAAUGUCUGCAGUUAGCACACAAGAAGCCUAGGUGAGAUUCCCAAAUCUACGCUCUUUAAAGAACCCAGCACUGCCUUUUCUUUAUUUCAGGACUGUUUGGACUUGUGAAUUUCCAUCGUCUACGUGAUUCCUUAUGCUAAGGAUGUUGGUGAAUGUUAGCUCUAUUUGUCAUCCUGGAAACUUAAUUAUAGGAAAGGGAUAUGCUGUGGAAAACAAGAACACUUGUAAAUAUCACUUUAAAGACAGAAAUCAGAAAUGCUUUGACUAUGGUGUGAAACGGCCAAUGGACCAGUCUCUAGCAGACUGUUUAGAGCUGCUGUAAAAAAAAGUGGAAUUAGCAGAUUCAUAAUAGGAAGUAAGCUUAAGUCUGAGCGAAAGUACAAUGUUUUUUUUUAAAUUCUACCUGUGGACUUCCAUUCAAAGGAAGAGAAGAAUGUUCCUCUAAUUAGUGUUAAUAUCUGGCAGGAACAUUGCACAUGUCACAAUAUUGUCCCCUCUCAAGGCUACGAGGAUCUCAUUUUAUUCCUAUUUUACAAUACAGAUGAGGAAACUGAGGCUCAAAGAGAUUACUGAUCUUAAUCUAAGAAGAGAGCCCAGAUUUUUAUCUGCUUUGCCUGGCUCCAUUCAAGCACAUCUUCCCAACUACAUUCCCUGUGGGAUUUUAUAAUCAAACUGAAAAGCUAAAUUAAAGAGAAAGAGAGAAAGAAACAAUUUGAAAAUACAGAUUUACCCACAUUGAAAUAGAUAAAUAAAUAAACUCUUAUAGUGGGGUAAACUUAAAAAAAAAAGAAUUCUGUUUGAAAUUAAUGUAUAUAAUGACUUCAAAUGUUACCAAAGCCUAGAUGUGAAAUUUACGGAGUAUUUAUGUAAUUGUAGAUUUAAUGCAGCAGUAAAAUCAACAGAAUAGGAAGGUAAGAGAUAUCAAUGAAAACAAUACCAACGAUGCCCAGUGUUUCUCUAAAAAAGCAGACAAUGAGCACUCUGAUUGGAGCUCUUGGCAUCUACCAACCAGCCCACCAACUGCCCAGGUUCUCUCCUUUCACAAGGGCAAUGUGAAGUAAUGCCUCUAAGUUAGACCAGGAGAUUUGAUGCAGAAGCUGCUUGUAAAGCUGGAACUCUUGAUCGCCAGCUGAGCCUGUCUUAGAGUGCAGCUGCACAGAAUAACAUACGAACCACACACAAGAGUAUUUGGAUUGGAGCUUGGCUACCGAGGAGCAGACUGCUCAGAGCUGAAGGUACUGUGGUUGCUGGUCACUCUCAACCGGACUUCAGCAAAACCAGGCCAGUGUGGAAACAGACUCUGCAGAGAGGCCAUAGGCACGUGUGCAGGAAGAAUCUGACCUUCAUCCUCAAAAGCUAUUGGGAGAUUACAGAUCAUUCUGAUUUGCUUAUUCCCUGGGGCUGUGCUACUCAAUGCUAUGUUCUCAAGAAAUGUUCCUGAGUCUCCUCAAGCAUUGCUGUUGUUAAAGUAAAUGAGCAUUAGGUGUUAGUUAGCAUCUGAUGAGGUCUAUGUUUCCAAAAAUAUGUUAUCACCUCUUGUUCACAAAUGCAUGAUAUGAUGCUAAGAGGAAAAAGAAGUAGAAAUCGACCAUCUUAUAAUAAAACGCCCACAACAUUUAUACAUAUGAAAAUCUCUGGAAAGAAAUAAAAAAUUCAAAAUAUUGACAGGGAUUGCUUUAGAUGAUUGGGAUUUGAGAGACCAUGUUAGUUACGUCUUCUGGAACUCAGAUGCCAAGACAGGAGUUAGAAGUGCAAACAUUUAUUGGAGGCAACGCCUGAGAAAGAUAAAGGGGAGAAGGAACAGGAGUAGACAGGGAGAGCCUUCAGGCUGGGACGUAGGGCUGACGCCUAUAAGAGGAAAGAGGGAAGAAGGGAGGAAUGAGUAGGAAAAGCACCAGUCUGAGAAGCAGUUCUGCGAGAGUCUUGGCCAGCCCAUUGGUAAUAUCCAGAGCAAAGACUGCCCAUAGAGGAGAGAGUACCAUAGUGGGCAGAAGUGGCCAGGUCUUAGUACAUCACCAUGCUAAGCCAUUACCGGAGACUGCCCAGGAAAAACACAGCCUUCAAAUGCCAUGGGAGAUCUAGAAGGCGCUGCAGCUGAGGCUGUCAGGUGAUUUAUUGAUCAGCAGGUUCUUCUUUCAAGGGAGAUGCAAAUGGCCCACCUCCAUGCCUGCCAUAGUGACGUUCUGGUUUUCAGUGUUGAUUACAAUAAGGACAUUUUGCUUGUAAUAGACUACUAAAGAAUAAGGAUGUAUAAAUUUUAAUUGUACUUGAUUCUUACAACAGUUCUGUAAAGAAGGCAUGGAAGGUAUUCUUAAAUCAUUUUAUAAUUGAGGAAACUAUGUUUUCUUGGCAAAAAUCUUACAGUGACAUAGUCGUGGCUGAAAACAAGCUCUUCACACACAACUCUCCUAUUCAGGGUCUAGCUGCUUAUUGGCUCUGAAAUUGAAAGCUCAAUGAUUUGGCCUUGGCAUGCCCAAAUUCCAGAGGGUUUUAAUCCCUCUUAAGUAUUAUUUCAUUUUUAGUUCGAAAGUGUCACUUGAUACCCAGCCUCAGUAAAGCAGUGGAAUUUUAGCUUUAUCUGAUUAUAGCAUCUAUACAUUCCAGAUAUUUCUUUUUGACUAAGUAAUUCCCAUUCUGGGUCAGUUUAUGUCUUCUUCCUCUCUAGUAAUACCUGAUGCACUUAUUUGUGCACUGCAUAUGAAUUCGCUGCUAGGCGCUCUUGUAAAUGUUGGAAUUAUAGUGAAUUUAGUGGGAGAAACAGACAACAGGUAUAUAAUAAGAUAAUCUAAGUUGGUUUCCCAUUACUUUGUUGUGUUUCCAUUUUAAUACUUAUCACUGAGUGCUUGUGAGUGAGGCCAACAUUAGAUAUUUUGAUGAAGCUUAUCUGAGAUGGCUUUAAAAAGUUUUGAACCAAAAAAUUUUAAAUUUUUCCAAAUUUAUUCAAUGGAAAAUUCUCCUUCUUGGCUAUAUGGCAGGGGUGGGGGUGUUGUGUUUGAGUAGCCACAUCAUAGCUGAAAUUGAAUAUUCUGUUCUAAUUACUAUAGAAGAAUCCAAAUUUUCCCCAUUGUCAAAUUUAGCCCAUUGCCGUGUGUGUACACAUACACACAUUUUUUAUAGGAUGAUCCAUAUUGUAUAUGAUUAGCAUUAUAUUUGUUAUCUAUUUUUUUAUCCUGAGUAACAUUUGUUCUAGCUAAGCAUAUUUACAUUUUUUUGAACACUCAUGAUUUACACCUGUGCUAACCUAAAUGAAAGCAAAUAUGUAAUUAAAUGCCAUAUUAUCUCUGUAACUGAGUAUUAAAUAAAGAAACUUAAAAUAUA